AUGAUGCGGCGCGUGCAGGCCUUCUUGUUGUGGCUGCUGCUUCAUGCUGCUGUUGCACAGCAGACAGAGGACGAUGUUCUGCUGCGACACCGCGCGGAGCAGGUUCUGGUUCGCGAGGUCAGGAACCAGGCCAAACAAGUGGCAGAAAGCUCCAGCCAGACAAACCUGACAGGCCCCCUGGCGAUCCUGCAGCUCUUGGAGGCAGAGAUGGCAGCCCUGAAGGGAAGAGACUAUGUCGACGAGCCCGACUGCACUGAAAACACCACGGUACGCGCUGAGGCCACCAACCUGGAGUGCACCAGCGACCAACUUCUCUCGGAGCUCGCCGAGGUGGUUGAAGCUUCUACGUAUCUGGCCCAGUCGAGAAAAAGGAUAACGGCUGUGGAGGAUGAAGCGAGGCAUCAUCGAAUCAACGACGUUAACAAAACCGACGCAGGGAGUGGUGCACAUAGCUGCGGCGAGCGCUCCCGCCUCCGCCGGCGCUUGCAACAGAUCCACAAAGAGGCACGCGGCGUCGCAGCCGAGAAUGAGGACUUGCGAAGGCUCCUCGCUACCAUGCGCGUGCAUGUCGACAGGAUCCAGGAGGAGUCCAUGCAAGGCCAGCGGGCGCUGAACGCCACAUUGGUGCUGGAGGAGCAGGCCAAGAAGGAUGUCCUCGAACAGGAGCAACGCUACCAGAGGGCGCUCGGGGAGCUCAAGCACGUGCAUGCAGUGCUGCAUGCAAAGAAGCACCAUCGGCGGGAGGGUGGCAUCCAGAUCAAGAGGUCCUUUGCAAGUGAAGAGCACGCACAGCACGCUGAAACUGGUGAGAUGCGACAUCUUUUGUUGGCGGAGAAGCUGGAGGCUUCUACUGAUGCUGUCCCUGGCUCUGACUCUGACCAGAGCUACCGCAAGGGAAGACCCGAAUCCAAGAAAACUCCUUGCCAGAAGCACAAGAGCUCUCUACCAGGACAUGUAGAUGGCUUUCCAGCAGAGGAUCUCGGCCGUGCGCCUGAGACUUCACACCGGGCAACCACAGCUUCUGUGACCACUUCGAGUGUUUCGCAAACACCUGCAACCACAACGACGCACUCCACAUCGACAACCCCGCCAGACGAUGCUGAGCCCGAAGCAGAUCUUCCUUACGAGGCUGUGCCGGGAGAGCCUGACCCCGAGAUCGAUGCUGCGGCGGACGGCCUGCCUCCGCCCUCUACAUCGACUGUGCCAAAACCACCGCAAGUGCACGAGGACACAUGGCCAGUCCAGUAUAAGGAUGGCGAGUGGGGUGCCAUACGAGGCGUCCCUCUCGUCGUGCCAUCCACCACGCCGCCAGCGCAGGGGGAUUGGUACAAGGAGCCCGACUGGGAGGCCAGCCAGGAUCUGUGGCGCCAGGAGGAGCGGCUUGCUUGGCAGCUCCCACAACACUUCCAGAGAUGGGAGGUGGCCCAGAAUCGGUCACGCAGCAUGCUCAAGGCCCGUCUGGUCGCAGAUGAUGCCGAGCGUCAGCUGCGCGCGGCAGUGAGCUAUCACUUCAAGGCCAUACACCUGGUCGAGACACAGUUCAAUGCCACGAAGGCAAAGUUGUCGAAGCUUCGUGGGCGCGCCAGGAUAGCACGCGACGCCUUCCAGCGACUGCCGCGAUGCCGCACUGCCGCCGAAAUCAAAAAGAGGCGUGAGGAGUUCGAGCUGAAGGUGAAGCAGGCCGAGGCCGAGAUUGAGAGAGAGCGAGGCCAUGUGGAGGCCAUGGACCGGGCGCUGUUGCCCUCUUGGAAGCAGCUUCAGGCCGGCUUAGCAAAGCUCCGGGUCCUGGGCCGAGGCCUGCCGAAGGCAAGCGACCAAAAGGGCACCUGA
Symbiodinium natans is the source of this 1830-nucleotide messenger RNA. The record is from the annotation of a GenBank genome assembly. NCBI's taxonomy places the organism in Eukaryota, Dinophyceae, Suessiales, Symbiodiniaceae.